AUGGCCAAGAGCGCACGAGCAAGCACCAGAAAGGCCAACAACAGGCGCCUUGUCAAGAAUGUCUUUGGACCUGCUGAGGCUGCCCGAAAUGAGCGCCUCUCUGCCAAACUCCUGGAAGUGGCCAAGCAGCCCAAACCCGAGUCUUUAGAUGUGAACAUGAACACUCAAGAAGAUGAGACCAACGAAUCCAACGAGGAUGCUCAAGAUGAGACCACAAUGGAUGUGGACUCUGUCAAGAAGCCUUCAAGUGGCCGUAUUGAGAAGAAGCGCCCCGAUAAGCGCAAGCAACAAUCUUGCAAGAUUACCUUCAAGUCUUAUGGCAGUCGAUCAAAGGGAAAGGGCAAGAAGAAGAGUGCUUAA
Fusarium venenatum is the source of this 360-nucleotide messenger RNA. RefSeq lists its product as uncharacterized. The record is from RefSeq and is a predicted model, not a curated record. Lineage: Eukaryota; Fungi; Ascomycota; Sordariomycetes; Hypocreales; Nectriaceae. Gene Ontology annotation, cellular component: preribosome, large subunit precursor.